Molecule: messenger RNA, 1737 nt
Organism: Mya arenaria
Lineage: Eukaryota; Metazoa; Mollusca; Bivalvia; Myida; Myidae
Product: syntaxin-12-like
Exons: 10
Coding region: 147-974 (275 amino acids)
Biological process (GO): vesicle fusion; vesicle-mediated transport; intracellular protein transport
Cellular component (GO): membrane; SNARE complex; endomembrane system
Molecular function (GO): SNAP receptor activity; SNARE binding
Source: RefSeq, a predicted model, not a curated record
GUUGGGUUCGUUUAUUGACAAACUCAUCUGUCAUAUGAUAGUACGUAAUUUAUCGAAAUUAGCUCUUAUUAAUACCAUUCAUUCAUAAAUAAAGUGACAGAAAGUGUUGAUCUACUCAUCGUGACGUCUUAUCUGCUAUGUAAACCAUGUCCAAAGGUGGAGGUUAUCAGAGUUAUGGGGCAGUUACAGAAUACAGAGAUGAUCCAAACUAUCAAGAAUAUUCUGAUGGGCCACGUUUCGAUGAGCUUUUCUCACAGAUAACAAGGAAUAUUUCUAGCAUCAACAAUGGAGCCAAUGUUAUUGAGAAAGCAGCAAGAAUCAUCGGAACAGAUCGGGACAACGGCCAGGCAGGAGAUAAAAUUCACCAUGUUUCCCAAGAGACGAACAGAACUGUGUCAAACACAACCAAAAUCUUAAAACAGUUGGGCUCAAGAAGACUGGACAGGACCCAGAGACUACAGCUGGACAAGGUGACCAGUGACUACCAGGAAAGUCUCCAGAGGUUCCAGACCUUACAAAAGAAAGCUGCAGAGAAAGCAAAGACAGUUGGAAGAAAGGAAAAACCAAAGCCUAAAGUCUCCACCUGGCUGGAUGACGAGGAUGACAAAGCUCAGUUAGUGGUGGAUGACACAAGGCGACAGCAGCUGCUGGCACAGGAACAAGUUAUCGAUGAUGAUCUCGCCCUUAUCGGGGAACGUGAAGACCAAAUACGUGCAUUAGAGGGUGAUAUCCUCGAUGUAAAUGAGAUAUUCCGGGACCUGGGUGCAAUGGUUCAUGAUCAGGGUGAACAGAUAGACACAAUAGAGGCAAACGUGGAGGCAGCUGCCACGCAUGUGGAGGAAGGCGUCGGUCAGCUACACAAGGCAUCUGUAUACCAGAAAAAGUCAAGAAAGAAAUUAUGCUGCUUAGUUGUGGUUUUACUUGUAAUAGCUGGUGUAAUUGCCAUUAUUUUAAUUGUUACAUUAAAGAAGUAGCCAUAUUUACACUGUAUACACUACAUUAGACUGUUCACAGUAAAAAUUUUACUUGCACAAGAUUAACAAAAUGUCUAACUGAACAAUGUUUCAUAUCAUUGGUAUCAUAUAUAGAAGAAUAAUAAAUGUAUUGUCCCAUGUAAGAAAGCGAUGUGUAACUAUCAUACCAACAAAUACUAGUGUUCAUCUUCAUGCCUCCAGCAAUGGGAUUGCCGAAAAGAUGAACAUUUAAUGAUUUAGAAGUUCUCUGACAACCCAAAAUCCAUUGAGCUGAUUACAAAGCCGCCAUAUUUCAAUUAAGUAACAAAAUUGAACACAAAAUUAGUCAUUAAUUGGUUAUUUAUAAGCCCUCGCAUUUAUACUUUCUUAAAUAAAGGCAUUCCAAAGGCAUUUUGCACUGAACACUAAGAAAGAUUGCAUUAAUUUUGGUCGUCAAAAUGAUUAAUCAUUUAGAAUACCAAUAAUAAACACUUGCUAUUAUUGGUGUUACAUAGAGGCAUUUUAGAAAUGUUGAUUUUGAAUAUUGGAUGGUGUAAAGUAAUUGAGAUUUCUAAUUUAUGUUUUAUCAGAUUCCUGUCCAAAAGUAAUGGAUACUUUGUAAUCAGUGUGUUGAAAUGUAUGUGAUGUUUGCAUAUGUCUAAAUUGAAUAUAUAUAUAUAUGUGCUAUUAUGAUUUAAUGGCCUCUAUGUGAUAUUUUUAUUUCCACGCAAAACUGGUACAUUACCAAUUCUUGUAAUUAUUUUAUAUUAAAAUCUGUUCCUUU